This is a messenger RNA of Mya arenaria, 537 nucleotides long. RefSeq names its product acidic phosphoprotein-like. The transcript has a single exon. The coding region runs from base 1 to 537 and encodes 178 amino acids. The record is from RefSeq and is a predicted model, not a curated record. NCBI's taxonomy places the organism in Eukaryota, Metazoa, Mollusca, Bivalvia, Myida, Myidae.
AUGUACAACUUGACACCCCAUGAGAUGUUCAACGAGACACUCAACGGGACAAUCCAUGGGAUGUACCACGAGACACUCCACGAGACACUCCAUGGAAUGUACAACGAGACAUUCAAAGAAACACUCAACGAGACAAGCAACGAGACACACAACGGGCCAAUCCAUGGGAUUUUCACUGAGACACUCAACGAGACAAUCAGCGAAACACUAAACCAGGCACACAACGAGACACAGAACGAGACACUCAACGAGACAACCAACGAGACAACCAACGAGACACACAACCAGAUACUCAACGAGACACUCAACCAGAUACCUAACGAGACACUCAACCAGAUACCCAACGAGACACUCGACCAGAUACCCAACGAAACACUCAACCAGAUAUCCAACGAGACACUCAACCAGAUACCCAACGAGACACUCGACCAGAUACCCAACGAGACACUCAACCAGAUACCCAACGAGACACUCAACGAGACAACCAACGGGACACUCAGUGAGAUACUCGACGAGACUCUCACACUCAUAGAGUAA